This is a messenger RNA of Rotaria sp. Silwood2, 1641 nucleotides long. The record is from the annotation of a GenBank genome assembly. Lineage: Eukaryota; Metazoa; Rotifera; Eurotatoria; Philodinida; Philodinidae.
AUGGAUAAUUCGCGAUCAUCUUUACCAAAUGUUGAUCGAGCUAAUUCGACAUUAUUUAAACGUUAUCUCGAAGAGCAACAUAAAUCAGUAAUUAUAUCAAAUAAUUAUCAACAAUUAUUACGUCCGAUAGAUUCAACAAUACAAAUUACACAUACACAUCGACAACAGCAACAACAUCAAGAUACUUAUACAUCAAAAUUAAAUAAUAAUAAUCAUAAAACAGUUAUAAUCAAACGAAAAUAUUCUAAUGGACGAAAACCAUCAGGUGAUACAUCUAAACAACGUACAUCAUAUACAAGUCGAUUUAUGAAACGUUUUCAACGUCAACAUAAAAAUCAAGAUACAAUCACAAAUGUACAAAAACGUGAUGGAAGACCUCGUUUUGAAUUUUAUGAUCCAUUAACUACAAAACAAUCUAGAACUGAUCAAGAAACUUAUUGUACAUGUCUUGUUUCAUCUGAUCAAAAUGGAGACGAACAUCAUCAUCAUCAUCAUCAUCACCAGUCUUCUCCAACAAAACCAUUACAAGUGCCACGUCUUUCAUUAAAUGAACUUUUUCAUUCAUCUUCACAAUAUCGACGACAACCAACUCAAACAGUAAUAGUGCCACCAUCAUCACCUAAACCUAUUCGAUCACCAUUACCAAUGUUACCACCUGUAGUAGAUAAAUCUACACGACCUGAAUCUAUUUCAAAUUUAAAAUAUACAAUCGAACAAAAUUCACUUCCAUCACCAUCAAUUGAACCAGCACCAACUAUAAAUACGAUAGCGGAAACAACACUUCUUCUUGAUCCACCAAUAAUAAAUUUAUCUAAUGAAUAUUGGCCAAUAAUUAACGAUCUUUUACAAGAAAUAUCAAUUGAAAUGAGUGAUAAACCAAGUGUUGAUAUUGUUUUAGAAAUUGAAGAAUCACUUGCACAACGUAUUUAUAAUUGUAUUGUUGAACAAGAUGAUGAAAAUGAAAAUGAUACGAAAUCUUAUUCAACAACAACAAAUGAUUCAUCGGCUUUAUCAGCAGCACAACCACCAUUAAAUAAUAUAAUUUCACAUGAAUCUAAUGAUUUACCAUCAUCACCUAUAAGUACAACUACUAGAGAACCAAUGAAUAAUCGAGAAAAAUUUUUUCAACCAAUUCGUGAACCACCAACAACAUCAUUUAAUAACCUUGAUCGAAAUCGACAUUCAACACCUUUUAAUCGUAUCUCACAACAAAUACAAAAUGAAACUGGAUUAACAAUUGUUUCUUUUUAUUUAGAUGUUCGAUCACCAUUUGCUCAAUCUUUAUUUGAACCAGUAAAUCUUUUACGAACAGUUGCAACUAGUAAUAAUGAUGAUAAUGGUGAUUUUAAUUUUUUUCCUUCAUCAUUUUCAUUUGAAAAUCAUCAAAAUUUAAAUACAAAUUUUACGCUGUUUCAACAACAAGAUCAUCAAUCAAACGGUGAACUAUCAGCAACAUCAUAUCAUCAUUCAUUACCAUUAUUAAAUCAUCUUCUUCCGCCACGAACAACUCCAAUUAAUACAAAUACUUCAGCAUUUAAACCUAUUGAACCAGCUAAUACACGAUCAACAACAUCGUUUGCAUUAAAACGACCUCAAGUUAUUAGUAGUUCAAUAGGAACAAAUUGGUUCGGGCAAAGCUAA